This is a messenger RNA of Polistes dominula (European paper wasp), 3867 nucleotides long. It is a transcript of the gene cysu, whose product is annotated as peroxidase homolog. Gene Ontology annotation, molecular function: peroxidase activity; heme binding. Gene Ontology annotation, biological process: response to oxidative stress. NCBI's taxonomy places the organism in Eukaryota, Metazoa, Arthropoda, Insecta, Hymenoptera, Vespidae. The record is from RefSeq and is a predicted model, not a curated record.
CGUCUCUCCUACCUCUUCGAAAUCUCGUCCAAUUCGAACGAGGCAACUGUCGAGAAGGUUGCUUUUCGGGGGAGCCAGCACCAAUGCUGAAAGAAGAAAACUGAGAAGAAUAAGAAGAAUGUCGAGUAGUCGUGUAAAGGAACAAGGAGUACACAACUAUGCUAUGAAGGCUUAGCUAUUAUAAACCGGUAACCGAGUUUAGCAACUUUCGAGUUAACUGGAAUAACGCGUGACGGUCAGUAAAUCGUCGACGGGAGUGAAAGAGACAACAUAAGAUACAACAUAAGAUAUUUUAUCCGCAAGCAAGUAUCAAACUAGAGCUAGCCGAAAGGAAGCUAACAGUAGAAGCUAACAGUAGAGAAGCUAACAGUAGAAGUGAACAAGAUACGUUCGACAAGUAAACGCAUUUCUGACUCUGCUGCCUGCCUAGUGCUCGAAUCCCUCAAGUGUUUCCACAGGAUUCGAGCGAUAAACACGCGAGUGUUAUCAUCCAAGUGUUAUUUUUACUUUAAUUUAUUUCUUUUUUUUCUUUUUCUUUUCAUUUUCUUUUCAUCAACUUCUCCAAAUAUCUCGAACUUGCAAACGUGGAUCACUCGGUGAAAGUUUAGCGCAAUGUUCAAAGGAUUCGCGAGAACGCGGACCGCGGUAAUAGGUGUAGUAGUAGUAUUAUUACUGAUUGGGCUCAACGGCCAUGAUCACGUAUGCGAAGGGUUACAAUAUCAACCCGUUGAAAUUUAUGAAAACAGCGACGAAUGUGCUUUGAUCCUGGAUGGUCCUGGAAGGACCAGUGUUUUCGAUUACACUUAUAAUUUACUUCGUGGAAAUUUUCCACCUACUGCGGGAUCGCAAACCUGUAUCACAUACGAUGCAGUUAAUCAUGCCUAUAUAGAGGCGAGGAAACGCAUCAACGUCGCACAACCCAAAAACGAAAUCUGGAGACCCGAAGAUCUGGCUACGGUCGGUGAACUUUUACUGGACAUAUCCAUUAAUCUAGCCCAAACGUACGGUCUGUCAUUCGAGGAAAUUGAGAAAAGUCUUCCAUUGAUUGACACAUCGAAAACAUUAAUACGCGAAGUUUGUCCUGCUUUUCUAAGCAACGUCGAAUGUAGACCAGGAAAAUAUCGAAGAUACGAUGGACUCUGUACAAAUUUACAAAAUCCAACAUGGGGUUCGACUCUUUCACCGUUCACCAGAUUGAUGCCACCAAGAUUCUCGGAUGGUUUAUCAGCACCUAGGAUAGCAGUAAGUGGACGAGAUUUACCAUUGUCUAGAAUAGUUUCACGUACUAUGCAUCCAGAUGAGGGAUAUCAUGACCACGCUGGUACUGUCAUGGUGAUAGCCUGGGGACAAUUCAUGGAUCAUGAUUACACGCUAACUGGAACACCUUUAGAUCCUUUAAAUCGUAAUGACCCCGAAGAAUGUUGUUCCCGUCCUCCACAUUUGAAGAAUCCUUACUGCAACGAAAUUCGUAUACCAGAAGAUGACUACUUCUACAGAUUAUUUAACGUCCAAUGUAUGGACUUUGUACGAGCAUUCCCAGCUGUUCGACCAGGUUGUCGUCUUGGAUCACGUGUACCUUUUAACUUGCUUACUGGAGUUCUUGAUGGAAACACUGUUUAUGGAAUUACAGAAAAUUUCGCUAGGAAACUGCGAAGUGGUUACGGUGGAUUGUUAAGAAUGAAUCCAGUUUUCAACGAGUACGGAUUGAAAGAUUUAUUACCAUUGAAAUUGGAUAUACCUGACGAAGGAUGCACUCGUCCGAAUAAGUCGAUGUACUGUUUUGAAGCAGGUGAAAUUCGUGUCAACGAGCAACUGGUAUUAACGUGCAUGCACACAUUAGUCGCUAGAGAGCACAACAGAAUUGCGAAGGUACUCACUCGUAUUAAUCCCCAUUGGGACGAUGAGACGCUGUUUCAGGAAUCAAGACGCAUAGUCAUCGCAGAAAUUCAACAUAUCACUUAUAAUGAAUUUUUACCAAUCCUUUUGGGAAAAGACGUCAUGGAAAAGUUUGGACUUCUUCUCGAGAAAAACGGUUAUUGGGAUGGAUACGAUCCAACAGUAAAUCCUGGUGUAAUCGAUGCAUUCGCUGCUGCUGCAUUCAGAUUUGGACAUUCUUUACUUCCCACUGCGGUUGAACGAUGGAGCAAAGCUCACAAAUUUAUUGCUUCCAAAAGAUUAUCGGAUCUAAUCAGAAGACCGUACGACCUUUAUCGUGCUGGAGUUUUAGACGAAUACUUUAUGGGACUGAUGAAUCAAGUUGCUCAAGCUAUGGAUGACUCUAUAACUCAAGAAGUAACUAACCAUUUGUUUAAAAAAGUUGGUGCCAAAUUUGGAAUGGAUUUGGUAUCAUUCAACAUGCAACGUGGACGAGAAUUUGGUAUACCCAGUUACAUGGAUUUUCGAAAAUACUGCGGAUUACCUGAGGCUAAUACUUUCGACGAAUUGUUCGGAUCCAUGCCAAACGAGACUAUUGGCCGCUACAGUUCAAUUUUCGAACAUCCAGCUGACGUUGAUUUGUGGUCUGGUGGUGUAUCGGAGCGACCACUUCCGGGUAGUAUGCUUGGGCCAACCUUCGCCUGUAUAAUCGCUACGCAAUUUAGCCAUUCACGACGUGGUGACAGGUUUUGGUACGAGCUACCAAAUCAACCAGCGUCCUUCACUCUCGAUCAACUCAAUGAGAUUCGUAAGACGAAGUUGGCUAAAAUGAUAUGCGACAACACAGACCUCAUAGACACCAUACAAAUAUAUCCUAUGGUUUUACCCGAUCACGAAAUCAAUCCACGAGUACCUUGCCGUAGUGGUGUAUUACCAAGUAUAGACCUGAGCAAAUGGGCCGAGUAUCCAACGAGCCACGCCACGCAAUACCGUUUGGUGGAGGAACGUUUGCUUGACGUGCCGGGACGUCCGGUGAAUGCGGACACGGUACGGGACCACUACGAGAAACAGGACGCUUUGCGAAUCUUCUUUGAGAGUAUUAACGGCAUUGCUUCGUAUCUGGGCAUCACGAGAAAGUAAUGCGCGCGCGCACAAGCACACCAGAGUCCAUCGGUCCGUCCAUCUUCUGAUAUCAUUUUCGCAAAAGAAAAGAAAAAAAAUAAUAAACUUCGAUAUAUAUAUAUAUAUAUAUAUAUGUUUAUAUAUUUAACUGCAUAUACAUGCAUGCAUCAUACAUACUUACAUUUGUUCUGACGCCUUCUUUUUUAACAUUUAAUUAGACUGAUAUUUAAUAUACAUCUUUAAAUAAAUAAUAUAAAUGAAUCUUCGCGCGCGCGAUUGUAUAUAAAAAAUAUAUACAUAUAUAUAUAUAUACACACACACACAUGAUAUGAGAGUGUAAACUUGAUGUCACAAAACAUUUAAAGUAAAAUGUAUUUUGGAAUGAAAUAAUGAUUCAUUUGCCGUGCCAACUGAAAACGCGAUUGCAUAGCGAAGUGCAUAGCACUUGAUUACGAUAAGUUUUUUUUUAGCUGUCUAAGGUAUUACGUCGUAAAAUGCAUUAUGUAAAUAACGCCCUUGCAAUGACACAGAAAGGUACGUGAAGGAAAUUAAGAUAAAUGAAUAGAAAAAAACAACAAAACAAAGAUAAAUAAUAAAUCGAUCGUUUCUGCGCCACUGCACUGUGUAGCUCUCAUCGUAGUUAUUAAUUAUUAUAUUACUAUACAUGAUCUAUACGUAUACUUUGUACAUAUUAACGAGCAUCAAAAAAUAAAGUCACUUUGAUAACAGUGCCAUUAAAAAAUAACGAAUAUGCCUAUCAUCCUUAUUUCAUGAAAAAUAUCCAGUACCUUUGCAGAUUUAUUGCACAGUAGUAGAUUUGGUUCGCAAUAUUAUCAUUAAUGGUAACCCAUAGCCCAAUUUAAUACGUAA